Protobothrops mucrosquamatus (brown spotted pit viper) is the source of this 1267-nucleotide messenger RNA. Its product is annotated as nucleolar transcription factor 1-like. The transcript is spliced from 8 exons. Bases 1 to 1059 code for a protein of 352 amino acids. The record is from RefSeq and is a predicted model, not a curated record. NCBI's taxonomy places the organism in Eukaryota, Metazoa, Chordata, Lepidosauria, Squamata, Viperidae.
AUGCGGAGUCUGUCCAUUGUCGGAAAGUGUCUUUCCUAUCCUCGUCUAAUGCGGGUGCGCAUUCGGGAUGAAACCUUUCUUCAGACAUUUGGUAGAGUUCCUGUGAGAAAGUUCCGGACCCUGACAGAAUUGAUCAUGGAUGCUGAAGAACAUGUGAAAAACCCAUACAAAGGCAAAAAACUGAAGAAGCAUCCUGACUUCCCAAAAAAACCUUUGACUCCAUAUUUCCGUUUCUUCAUGGAAAAGCGAGCAAAGUAUGCUAAGCUACAUCCAGAAAUGAGCAAUCUGGAUCUAACCAAGAUUCUCUCAAAAAAAUAUAAGGAGCUCCCCGAAAAGAAAAAGAUGAAAUAUAUUCAGGAUUUCCAACGAGAAAAACAAGACUUUGAGCGGAAUCUGGCAAGAUUUAGGGAAGACCACCCUGACCUCAUUCAGAAUGCCAAGAAAUCUGAUAUUCCAGAAAAACCCAAGACCCCCCAACAGCUCUGGUAUACUCACGAAAAGAAGAUCUACCUGAAAGUCCGACCCGAUGCCACCACGAAGGAGGUGAAAGAAGCAUUGAGCAAGCAAUGGUCUCAGCUCUCAGACAAAAAAAGGCUGAAAUGGAUUCAUAAGGCUCUGGAGCAGCGGAAGGAGUAUGAGGAAAUGAUGCGGGAUUACAUACAGAAGCAUCCAGAGAUGAACAUUGAGGAAGGGACACCACCACGGUCCACCCUAACAAAAGCAGAGAGGCAGUUGAAGGACAAGUUUGAUGGACGACCCACCAAGCCCCCUCCGAAUAGUUACUCACUUUACUGUGCUGAGCUGAUGGCAAACAUGAAAGAUGUCCCAAGUACAGAACGGAUGGUGCUCUGCAGUCAGCAGUGGAAACUUCUUUCCCAAAAGGAAAAGGAUGCCUACCACAAAAAGUGUGAUCAGGUAAGCACAGCUGGAAGAGCAAGAAUUAAAAAUGUUUUCUGGAGACAAAUAGUAAUCCGUUUCCUGAUUUCUGAUUCAACUGGAGUUAGCAAUCCCACUGUUGAUAGGGAAAUAUAUUUGCUCACAUUCAGAAAUGCAAUGUGAUAGUCCUGUUCAAACUUUUGGAAAUCUAGUCCAGUGUUCAAAGUGAAAAUAUCUGUCUCUACAGGGUGCAGAUAAAUUGCAUGCUGCUACUCGUAAUACAAAUAAUGUGUAAAACCUCAUCAAUUAGUUGGGCUAGUGACUCACCAAAUCCUGUGCAAAUGUGAUGUUAACAGGCAUGCCUUUGGGUGCCUGUCAGUCCCGUGCCAUA